Botrytis deweyae is the source of this 1903-nucleotide messenger RNA. RefSeq lists its product as uncharacterized. The transcript has 4 exons. Lineage: Eukaryota; Fungi; Ascomycota; Leotiomycetes; Helotiales; Sclerotiniaceae. Bases 573 to 1424 code for a protein of 283 amino acids. The record is from RefSeq and is a predicted model, not a curated record.
CACACCGAGCCUUGGUGCUGCAAAUCUGAUCAGGUACUCAGGGUAUGCUUCGUUCUGCGUGUAUAACCACGUUUCACAGAUAUAAAUUCCAGCAAGGAAUCUAGACAACGCCUCCUCAUGAUCAGCUGUUUAUCCUGUUGUAACUCCUUUGUUGAUGGAAUUUUCGUAUCAAAUAUCCCACUGUGAUAGGAUAGAAUGGGAAGGGUCACGUACAUGAUCACAUGUAUCACAGAUGUAGAAGCAAACGACAUCACUGAUGGGAAGAUUUAGAGUGCUGCUGUCCCUCUCAUGCAGGAAUUAUGCAGUCAACAUCACCCCAUAAGAAGACUGAGAGUGUGGUACAGUUUCAAGCCUUUGACGGAAGGGAUAUCUUUUUUCUCUUUCUCUCUCCUUGGAUUUCGGUUUUGAGUUUAAUAUAAAAUGUUCACAAUCUUCUAUCUUGUCCCUUUAUACUCGCAGCUUAUUUCGGGAAGAUUUACUUUGCUUCAUAGACUGAUAAUUUCUGGUGGAGAAGCAUUGUUCUUAAUUCGUCUGUUACUUACUACUCAUACUAUUGAAAUCAGUAUUUCAAAAUGACCAAUAUGAAUAACUCGGACAUUGAAGUCAAGAUUGAAGAACGAAGUACGAACCUUCCAUGGUAUCAACUCACUAUUCCGUCUGCCAAACUCGAUGGAGCAAUUCGCGAGUUGCUCGAAGACUACGCGGGAUUUCCACCUUCCGAAGUCGAGCCUCAUGUUUACAAAAUUCGUAAUCGUGCUUGGAGUAUCUUCCCUUAUCCUUGCAUAGGGGCUUUCCAAUUCCUCGACAUCGUUAUCACAUCCUUCCCAUACUAUCCUACACUCCUCACGCGAUUAGCUUCUCCAGGUACCAAGUUCCUCGAUCUUGGUUGUUGCUUUGGACAAGUCAUUCGACGACUUGUCUACGAUGGUGCUCUGCCAGAAAAUCUUUAUGGUUGCGACUUGCGAGCCGAGUUCUUUGAACUCGGCUAUGAUCUCUUUAAGGAUAAAGACAAUUUGAAGAGUACGCUCUUCAAAGCAGAUAUAUUUGAUGAGGACAAUGUGGAUAUGAAAAGGCUUGAGGGAGAUAUUGAUGUAAUCUAUGCCGGAAGUUUUCUCCAUAUGUAUGGAUGGGAUGAUCAGGUUAAGAUAUGCAAGAUAUUGGCAAGGGCUAUGAAGAAAGAGGGAAGUGUGCUUAUGGGUAGGCAGGGUGGAGGCAAAGUUGCAAAAGAGGUAACAUUUCCCCUUCACGAAGAGAGCAAGAUGUUUGUGCAUAACGCGGAGAGCUUUCGAAAGAUGUGGGACGAGGCAAGCGAGGCGAGUGGCACAAAAUGGAAAGUCGAAUGUGAGGAGGUCCAACUACGCAGUGACGAUUGGAAAGGAGCGGAAGGGAUGGUUUGGGUUCAAUUUGUUAUCUUCAGAGAAUAGAAUAUACGAGUUACAUCCAACCAAUCAAUUUGGUGGGUGAAGAUUACAGACUUUUACAUUAGCAAAAGAGUAAUAGAGAUUACAUUUUUUGCAACAAAGUCAUCUACAUAAUAAGGCUGUGUUAUGACAUCCCCAAUUUCCUCAUCUAAGCUACCGAGUGAAAAGAAUGAUUUGAGUAACUUUCUAGCGAAAGGAAUUGGCUCAGAUGUCCCAUAGCCUGGAGUUCCACAAAUUAUCUCAAGACGACAGAGUAACCGUUGGUUAUACAAUUGAAUUUACUCGUGAAGCUGGAGGAUCAUACCGGCGAAGCAAUUCACCAAAACUCAGGUAUCAACAUGUACAAGCCUCAUUUGCAAUACUUGAUCAUGUUUCUUAUUCCUUUCGCUGAUAUUAAUUCAUUGGCCACAUUUACCUUAUUACGCGCUUUGGUUUUCUUUACCUAGGUAUUUCAGCCUAUAAUCAAUUAUGUGUAUGGUCAG